AUGCUGCUUCCUUAUUUUGCUUCUCUUAUCGGCUUGGGCUUCGCUGCCACUCAGCAAGUCCUCCGUCCCGAGAACACAGACGGGUUUCGGGUGUUCCAGAGUCAACACAGCGAUCACUCAAUCCGUAUUCGUCAACAAGAUGAAACAAUCUGUGCAGCGGGCUCAGCCCAGUAUACUGGCUGGCUAGAUAUCGGACCGAAGCACUUUUUCUUCUGGUACUUCGAAAGUCAGAACGAUCCCGUCAAUGACCCGUUAACCCUAUGGUUGACAGGUGGGCCCGGCGGGUCCAGCAUGAUCGGCCUCUUCGAAGAGUGCGGGCCCUGUCUCAUCAAUGAGUAUGGGAAUGGCACCAAAUACAAUCCUCACGGUUGGUCGCGGAACUCGUCCAUGCUAUUUGUCGAUCAGCCCGUGGAUGUCGGAUUCUCUUAUCUUGACGAGGGCUAUGACCUGCCCGGCGACUCUGCAACUGCCGCUGUUGAUAUGCAUCGAUUCUUGCAGCUUUUUGUCUCGGAAGUCUUCCCUCAACACCUGGAAAAUCCUUUCCAUUUGUCGGGUGAAUCUUAUGCGGGUAAGUACAUUCCAUUCCUCGGUGCCGAAAUUGUAAGACACAACAAGCUCUAUCCACAUGAGCCUCAGGUCCAGCUUCGAUCAUGUCUAGUGGGAGAUGGGUACAUGUCGCGGAAAGAUUCAACUUUUGGCUACUGGGAAACUCUGUGCACAACCAACCCGGGAGUUGCAGAGCCAAUUUUCAAUAAGACAAGAUGCGAUAUCAUGGCUGCCAAUAUGCCCCGGUGCAUGGAAGUCAUGGAUAUAUGCAUUAACAACCCCGACCCCGCCAUAUGCAUUGCUGCAGGGAACGUCUGCGAGGAGGGUAUUGUUGGUUGGUACGACAACGAGUCCGCGUUUAAAGGUGGCCGUAAUAGAUUCGAUAUCACCCAUACUUGCGAAUAUGACAAUUUAUGCUAUAUCCAAGCUGCACGAAUCGAGGAAUACCUGAACUCUGCGACUAUCUGGAAUGCGCUAUCCCCCCCGAAACACAUCAAGCAAUACAAUCUGACCUCCGGUGCAAUCUCCGACGCAUUUCAGAAGACUUCAGAUGGAGGAUUAUCAACCCAGGACCAAGUUGCGUAUUUGCUCCAGAACCAGGUCCACUAUCUAGCUUACCAAGGAAAUCUCGACCUUGCCUGCAACACUGCUGGUAACCUUCGGUGGGCAAAUAAUUUAGUUUGGAAGGGACAGGCUGAGUUUUCUUCCAAGUCGCUCAAGCCGUGGAAAUCGGUUCUUGCGAGUGGCAAGGAAGAGAUUGUCGGGACAAUGAAGGAGGUUUACGUUCGCACGAGCAAUACCGCAGAAAUCGAGUCGCGAUUUGCCAUUGUGACUGUUGACAACGCUGGUCAUUUUCUUCCUCAAGAUCGUCCCGAUGUUGCGCUGGAUUUAAUGACUCGGUGGAUUACAGGUGCAUCCUUUGAUUAG
Messenger RNA from Penicillium odoratum, 1473 nucleotides. It is a transcript of the gene cp8, whose product is annotated as putative carboxypeptidase Y. The coding region runs from base 1 to 1473 and encodes 490 amino acids. Gene Ontology annotation, cellular component: fungal-type vacuole. NCBI's taxonomy places the organism in Eukaryota, Fungi, Ascomycota, Eurotiomycetes, Eurotiales, Aspergillaceae. Gene Ontology annotation, molecular function: serine-type carboxypeptidase activity. The transcript has 4 exons. The record is from RefSeq and is a predicted model, not a curated record. Gene Ontology annotation, biological process: proteolysis.